UUGCAUCUUACAUAAGUGAACUAUCCCACAAAACAUGUACCCUCACGUGGAUACCAUGUCGGAAAAUCCUCCAACUCCGACCUAUUCAGUCGCCGGACAUCAAGAUCCAAUCCCGGCUUCGGGAAUUCCGGGAGUUCAAUCCCAUCCCAUGACCAUCCAUCAUCAUAUGCGUCAUCAACCAUAUAUCCCCCACAACUUAUCACGAAUUCCCUCCGCUCCGUUACCCGGGCAAUGGACUUCCGGUCUUUGUCAUUGUUUCGACGACCCCGUAAACUGUGCAAUCACUUGUGUAUGUCCAUGUAUCACUUUUGGACAAAUAACCGAAAUCAUCAACCGAGGAUCCAAAUCUUGUGUUUCGAGGGGAUUUUUAUUUGGAAUGUUGGCUAUGGUGGGAGGUGCAUGUUUUUAUUCAUGUUUUUACCGAUCAAAGCUACGGGGACAAUACGAUUUGCCGGAGGAACCUUGUACGGAUUGCUUGGUUCAUUUUUGCUGUGCUGCUUGUGCUCUUUGUCAAGAAUAUAGAGAGCUCAAAAAUCGUGGAUUUGACAUGGGAAUUGGUUGGGAAGCCAACAUGGACAGACAAAAGCGCGGAGUAACAAUGGCUCCUAUUGUAGUUCCCGGGAUGGCAAGAUAAUUAAUGAUGAUGAUCCAUGUUUAUCCAUGCAUGCUUUGUUAAGCUAUAUCAUGCUACUCAUAGUAAUGGCUUCUUGUUUGGUAGUAGUGUGUGCUUAAUUGUAAUCCACAUCAUAUGCAUAUAUAUAUAUUUGCAAUAAACAUACACAGUUUCGAGUGGUUAAAA
Messenger RNA from Gossypium raimondii (Peruvian cotton), 799 nucleotides. Its product is annotated as protein PLANT CADMIUM RESISTANCE 2. The transcript is spliced from 4 exons. Bases 35 to 634 code for a protein of 199 amino acids. The record is from RefSeq and is a predicted model, not a curated record. NCBI's taxonomy places the organism in Eukaryota, Viridiplantae, Streptophyta, Magnoliopsida, Malvales, Malvaceae.